This is a messenger RNA of Lodderomyces beijingensis, 1458 nucleotides long. The record is from the annotation of a GenBank genome assembly. Lineage: Eukaryota; Fungi; Ascomycota; Pichiomycetes; Serinales; Debaryomycetaceae.
AUGGUACAUUUGGGACCUAAGGCACCUCAGCGUAGGAAAGGAUCAUUUACGGAUGUGCCUGCAGCACUCAUGAGCGAGUUGAAAGAGUUGGAAACGCAAUUCACCGUGUCGGGAGAAACAUUGCGCAAGAUUGUCGAUCAUUUUGUCACCGAAUUGGAAAAAGGGUUAUCGAAAAAAGGCGGAAACAUCCCCAUGAUUCCGGGUUGGGUGAUGGAGUUCCCCACUGGUGAAGAAACUGGCGACUACAUUGCUAUUGAUUUGGGCGGAACCAACUUGAGAGUUGUCUUGGUCAAGCUCGGUGGGAAUCGAGAUUUCGACACCACGCAAUCGAAAUUCCCGUUGCCUGCACACAUGAGAACAGCUACUAGUAAAGAAUUGUGGGAUUUCAUUGCUGAUUGUUUAAAGAAGUUUUACGAUGAAGAGUAUCCUGAAGGUGUCAAGGAACCAUUGCCCUUGGGCUUUACUUUUAGUUACCCCGCUAGUCAAAACUGUAUUACGCAAGGUAUAUUGCAGAGAUGGACUAAAGGAUGGGCCAUUGAAGGUGUCGAGGGACAGGAUGUUGUGCCGUUGUUGCAAGAGGCCAUUGAAAAAGUUCAAGUGCCCAUGAAGAUUGUUGCUGUGAUUAACGAUACAACUGGUACUUUAGUUGCUUCCAGAUACUGUGACCCAGAAACUAAAUUGGGGUUGAUAUUUGGAACAGGCGUCAAUGGUGCUUAUUACGAUGUUGUCCAAGACAUCCCCAAGUUGGAAAACAAACUCGAAGCUGACAUUUCCGGCGACUCACUAAUGGCCAUCAAUUGCGAAUAUGGUUCUUUUGACAAUGAGAAACUCAUAUUGCCUAGAAACAAAUACGACGUGAUGAUCGAUGAAGAAUCGCCAAGACCGGGGCAACAAACUUUUGAAAAAAUGAACUCCGGCUACUAUUUGGGCGAAAUCUUGAGAUUGGUGCUCGUUGACUUGGCCGAAAACAAAAAGGUCAUAUUCAAAGACCAAGACUUGACCAAGUUGAACCAAGUUUACAUCCUCGACACUUCAUUCCCAGCCAGGAUCGAAGAAGACCCAUUUGAAAACUUGUCCGACGUGCACGAGAUUUUUCAAUCCGUGUUGGGGAUCCAAACCACCGUGCCUGAAAGAAAAGUCAUCCGCCGUAUUGCCGAGAUGAUCGGCAACAGGUCGGCCCGAUUAUCCGUAUGUGGAAUUGCGGCUAUAUGCAAAAAGAGAGGCUACACGACGGCUCACUGCGCUGCUGACGGGUCAGUUUACUCGAAAUACCCCGAUUUUAAGAAGAGAGCUGCUCAAAGCUUGAGAGACAUAUUUGAAUGGCCCGAUGACGUGAAAGAAGACCCAAUUAUGAUUGUUGAUGCAGAAGACGGAAGCGGAGUUGGAGCCGCCGUCAUUGCUGCAUUGACUGAAAAGAGAUUGAAACAGGGCAAGUCCGUUGGUAUUAAAGGUACAUAG